Messenger RNA from Moesziomyces antarcticus, 1614 nucleotides. RefSeq lists its product as uncharacterized. The coding region runs from base 1 to 1614 and encodes 537 amino acids. NCBI's taxonomy places the organism in Eukaryota, Fungi, Basidiomycota, Ustilaginomycetes, Ustilaginales, Ustilaginaceae. The transcript has a single exon. The record is from RefSeq and is a predicted model, not a curated record.
AUGGCGUCGCAAGCCCACUCGAGUGACGCCGAAGCACCACGGAUGCAUCCGAUGGCCAAUGUAUCGAUCGCGCGCUUCAUCCCGCGCUUCACCAAGCCGCUUCUUCUCACCACCCACAUCCCGUCGUAUAGACACUCCUUUUCGCCGCCUGUCCAAGAGAGGCAAGCACAGGCAGAGUCGUCCUCGUCCUUAUCCUCGGCCAAGAACCCCAACCAUUCGGAAUCCAAGCAGAUCCAGACAACUGAUGAUGCCGACGAUCGCGCCUCUUCAGAAUAUGGCGAUGGCGCCUCCUACGUGGAAUGGAACAAGCUGCUUCCCAUCCCGUCCAAUCUGCUCGGAGGCUCUUUCCAGGAUCUCUUUGCUGCGUCCAAAAGCAACACUCGCUGCACAGCACCGCCGCCCAGGCUCGUCUUCUUUGGCGAACAGCAUCACCAGCCGCACGUGAUGCGUGCACAGCUUCAGACGCUGCAUGCGCUCCAUGCGCAGUGCCAGCAAGCCUCGUCCGCCGACCAUGCGCCGACUUCGACACCGCCGAUCUAUCGGCUGCAUCUGAUUCUCGAGCACUUUUCGGUGCUGGACCAAGGCAUGCUGCACUCCUUUUCGCAGGGGCGCAUGGGGCCGGACGAGCUUGCGCACGCCUACCACGCGCACAGCGAAGAGUCGUUCCACAUCGGCCACUACAUGCCGCUGCUCAUGCUUGCCAAGGAGCUCGACGUGCCCAUCUGGGGCGGGUUUCCGCCGCGCCGCUGGGCCAGGCAGGUGUUUCGCAACGGCGUCGACGCGGUCAAGUCCGACGAACAUAAACGCUCCUCGCCAGAAUCCUCUGCUGCCGAGACUGCCUCGGAUCCAACAGUCUCCAAGCUGUCCGGCGCAGGGACACCGCGUCGCUCGCCACUGUUCACAGCGUGGUCGUCGGUGACCAACAUCAGUGCGGCGCAUCGCAGCUAUCUCUCGGGUCUUAUGCGGCCCGAUCUGCCGCCCCGCUUUCCGCCUAUCUCGGAUGCAGCCACUAGCGCCGCACCCGCGCUCGACAGGCCGGGGCAGCCGACGAUCUAUCCGACCUGGCUGCUCCAGCCGCAAAAUGUGGAGCUCAAGGGGUUCGGUCCCGCCCAGGCGCUCAAGGAUUCCUAUCUCGCCCACGUGACAGCCUGGAUCCUGCGUGGUGCCAGAGACGCCGAACCAUCCGCGCCCGCAUCUCAAGGCGGCUCUGGAAAGGACCGACCGGUGGUCAAUGUGGCACUCGUCGUGUGUGGCUUGGGUCACUGCGAAUACGGUUUUGGCGCACCCGAACGUGUCGUGCAGCUUCUCUCACAGCAUAGCCCGGCGGAGGGAGAGUGGACUCGGCCGUAUAUUAUAGCUAGCAAGCCGCUCGAUUCGGGCAUCUGGCUUGGCUACGAACAUGCACAGUCCAAAGCUAGCGCCCAAGAGCACGAUGCAGGCAAGCAAGAGACAGCAACAAGGGCCGAGGUGCAGCAAUGGCUGAGCGAUCCAUGGGCGAGAAAGAUGGCCGAUGCAGUGGUGCUGUACGACUGGAUCGACGAGCCCACCAACGAGGGCGAGGCCGAGACGAAGGCCAAUGACAAUGCACAUGUCAAUCCCACGCCGCCUAGCUAA